GCCCCAGUCGCUUCUCCAUCCCCUCUCUCUCGCUCUCUCUCUCUCUCCUCUAUCAUCUUUCCGUUUGUUUCUCUCUCUCUCUAAUAAUUCCGGCUACUUCUCUUGUCAGAUUCCGGCCAACCCCUUUCUUUCCCUUUAUAUAUACCCAACUCUCACCCUCCCCUUUAGCACUCUUACAUUUCAAUUUUCACACACCCUCCCCACCCACCCUCUCUCUCUCUCUCUCUGUCAGUCUCAGUCUCAGUCUCAAGUCUCAAGUCUCAAACACACCAACUGCUCUAACACAAUCACCCACCAGCUCCAUUAUCAUCACUGACUGAAUAAUACAUGUACUUUCAUGCGGACCCUUUACGACCAAACCGUAGCACGUACCAUUUCUUUAACAGUGUAACCUCGUUUUUGGUAUAGUAUAGAGUAAUAUAAUCCAACACCUUUCGAAUUCGUGACCGAUCUCGAGUUCAGUUGUGGACAGAAAUUCCAAAACUUUGUUUUGUGAUCUAUGAACAGAGCGCUGCCGGAGAUGUUGAACUGUAUGAACGCGCCGGGAGGCCUCGUCGCCGGAAACUGUACGGACAUGACGGUGCUGGACAGACAGAGGACUCGGAUGAGGUGGCAGCAAGACCAGUUCCAGCAGCAGCCGCAGCAGCAGCACCAAGGCUACUUUGGCGGGAACGAGCUCAAUGGGGUGUUCAAUCACGUGCCAAUUCAGGCGAGCCAGGUUCAGAAUUUCCAGGGGUUGAUCGGGCUCGGCGGCGACUUGGGGAUGGGGCAGGCGGUGAAACCCGACCUGAGUUCGGAAAAUGGGUGGACCGAAUUGGGUUAUGGGUCUUGUCGGUUUGAGAUGAAUAAUAUUUCCAGGACUUUCAGCUGCCCGCCCAAAGUUGCCGCCGAGACUGAGAGCAACAACGCCGUCGCGCCUGCCAAGAUUAGCUCGCCGGCCGGCAAGGAAAGCUUUAAGAAGAGGAAAGCCGAUAAGGCACAAAACAAUAAGGCUGUAGCAGAAGAUGAUUCCUCGGACAAAAGAAUGAAAGGGUGUGCAGAGGAGGGUGACUCCAAGAUCACAGAACAAAAUAGCACCAAGAACAACGACAGAGAAUCUUCUGCUGAUACUUCAAAAGAGAAUUCAAAAGCUUCCGAGGUUCAAAAGCCGGAUUACAUUCAUGUCCGGGCGCGCCGAGGUCAGGCCACUGAUAGCCACAGCUUGGCUGAGAGAGUGAGGAGGGAAAAAAUUAGUGAAAGAAUGAAGUAUCUGCAAGAUUUAGUACCAGGGUGCAACAAGAUCACUGGCAAGGCUGGUAUGCUAGACGAAAUCAUCAAUUAUGUUCAAUCCCUUCAACGACAAGUAGAGUUCCUGUCUAUGAAACUAGCUGCUGUUAAUCCGAGGCUUGAUUUCAACAUCGACGACUUGUUUACAAAAGAGAUGUUUCCUGCAAACAUGGCCAAUUUUCCGACAAUUGGAAUGUCAUCAGAAAUGACUAGUUCUGCAUAUCUUCAGUUUAAUCACAUACAACAAUUGCUUCAAUGUUCGGGAUUGGAGAGUGGGAUAACUUCCCCUGAUUCAGCGCUGCUUCGAAGAAGCAUCAGCGCUCCUAUAUCAAUCCCUGAAACAUUUGUUGACACAUCCUGCUUCACGCAAGUCCAACCUCCUACAACUUGGGAUGCCGAUAUACAAAACCUUUUCAAUGUGGAAUUUCAUCAAGGAAGAACAGCACAAUUUCCGUCUCAACCAUUUACAGGUUCCAUUGAAGCUAGCAAUUUAAAGAUGGAGAUGUGAACCAAACAUUGAUCAAUCAUUUGAUGAUUCUUGGAAGCGUUUACUUAAUGCCUCUGAUCCAGAUUUUUUUUUACUCCUAAGUACAUAACAUAUUUAUGUUUGUAAGUAUACCUACAACAUAGUAUGAAUAAAAUAAAUUCCUCCUAUUAACCAUUAA
This is a messenger RNA of Rosa rugosa (rugosa rose), 1931 nucleotides long. RefSeq names its product transcription factor bHLH63-like. Gene Ontology annotation, molecular function: protein dimerization activity; DNA-binding transcription factor activity. Gene Ontology annotation, cellular component: nucleus. NCBI's taxonomy places the organism in Eukaryota, Viridiplantae, Streptophyta, Magnoliopsida, Rosales, Rosaceae. The record is from RefSeq and is a predicted model, not a curated record. The transcript is spliced from 7 exons. Bases 500 to 1774 code for a protein of 424 amino acids. Gene Ontology annotation, biological process: regulation of DNA-templated transcription.